CACAUGCACGCGCUUCUGUGUGCAUGUGGCUCAUUGCGAUUGCGCUCCCACAGUCUUGAAUUGUCCCGCGGAUGCGUGUAGAGGGGAAGCUUUCCUGUUUGCAAGCAGUGCAGAAGAGUAGAGGACGCGAGGCGAUGCGCACAGCGGAGAGUCCACAGAAGUGAACGUGGUGAGAGAAACAGAUUUCUGAGGACAAGGAGAAGCUGUGAACACACACGGCAGCAGCAGCAGCAGCAGCAGCAGCAAACCCUCGGCACAAGUCAGUAUUUGCAGUGUGUUUUGUGUACAUGCCUGAAGACAGCUAAUCGGACGAGGGUGCGUGCUGGGUUGACUACGCCGUCUGCUCGUUAUCUCAGCAGGACGGCUCAGUUGGACCGUCCGCUGCCCGGUUUCAGACUCAGUAGUGAUCCGGAGAGGAAGACGAGCCGCCCUGGACGUCAACAAGUCCACCGUGCAGUAAAAGAAUGGGCUGUUUCAUUGUGGAGGGAAGGGCUUUGCUGUAACACCGGUGGAUCAUGGCAGGGGUACAAGCUUCAGAUGUUGUGUCGGGACAUUUUCUGGAUCCUGCCAUCCAGGGCGCGACCAACGUAUCGGGGAUCACCGGCGAUGCGGCCGCGCUGACGCCGACUGGUACCCGGGCGUACUUGGAGGUGUCAGCCGCUGCCCAAGGCUACGGGGCCGAAGGAGUUUACACCAAUGGACGGUACAGGGAGCACAGCAGUCCAAGGAUCGGGAGUGGCAGCCGUGAUAAUUCCGCUGAGAGAAUUCAGGGAGCUGGGAACCCACCUUGCGGCAUCAUGAAGGACACUUCCAAACAGAGGCAGGUGAGGAAGAAAACUGUGUCCUUCAGCUCAAUGCCAAAUGACCGCAAGAUUAACAGCACAGCUGCAUGCAUGGCCUUCAUGAUGGAGGGUUGUGAGAUGAAGAAAGUGCGCUCCAACUCUCGCAUGUAUAACCGCUACUUCCUGCUGGAUCCAGACAUGCACUGGCUCCGGUGGGAGCCGUCCAAAAAGGAUUCAGAGAAAGCAAAACUGGAGAUCAAGGGCAUUAAGGAGGUUCGUCUGGGAAAGAAAACUCCAGUUCUGCGCAGCAAUGGUCUCUCAGAUCAGUUCCCUGAUGAAUGUGCUUUCUCUAUCAUCUAUGGAGAUAACUAUGAGUCCCUGGAUUUGGUUGCCAGUUCAGCCGAUAUCGUCAGCACCUGGGUAAUGGGCCUGAGGUAUCUGGUGUCUUAUGGCCGGCACACCGUAGACAUGGUGGAACCUAGCCAACCAAGUUUACGAACAUCUUGGAUUGGCUCAGUGUUUGAGCUAGCAGAUAUGGAAAAGGAUGGGCACAUAGAUCUGUUCAGGGCCACCCAGAUUAUCAAGGGGCUCAACCCUGGGAUGAAAGAGUCCAGGAUAGAGCUGAAGUUCAAGGAGCUCCAGAAAGCUAAAGACCAAUAUGGAGAGGAACUUAACAUGGACACCUUUGUGGAGGCCUACUGUGAGCUCUGCACCAGACCAGAGAUUUUCUUUCUACUGGUGCAGUUUUCCAGUAACAAGGAGUAUCUGGACAGUAAAGAUCUGAUGCUAUUCGUGGAGGUGGAGCAGGGCGUGGAAGGUGUGACGGAAGACAUGUGUAGGGAUAUCGUUCAGAAAUUUGAGCCAUCAGCUGAAGGCAGGGACAGAGGCUACCUCUCCAUUGAUGGCUUUACUCACUACCUCCUCUCCUCCGAAUGCCAUAUCUUUGAUCCACAGCACAAACGUGUCUGCCAGGAUAUGAAUCAGCCUCUGUCCCACUACUACAUAAACUCGUCACAUAACGCCUCUCUUCUGGAAGAUCACUUCUGGGGCUCAUCAGACAUCAGCAGCUACAUCCGAGCUUUGAGGAUGGGCUGUCGCAGCAUUGAGGUCAUUGUAUGGGAUGGCCCUGAUAACGAGCCAGUGGUGUAUGUAGGUAGUUCAGUAGCCUCACAACUAGCUCUCUCAAAAGUCAUGGACAUAAUAAACCAGUAUGCGUUUGAGAGCUCUGAAUAUCCCCUGAUUCUGUGCUUAGUGACACACUGCUGCAUCCCCCAGCAAAGAGUCAUGGCACAGCACAUGAAGAAGAUUCUUGGGGACAAGCUGUAUGUGGAAUCCCCCAACAAAGAGGACAGCUACCUACCCUCCCCAGAAAAACUGAAAGGUAAAAUCCUCCUCAAGGGUAAGAGGCUACCACCCAACUGCACUGAUGCAGAAGGGGAUGUGACAGAUGAGGAGGAGGGUCUGGAAAUGUCCAGAAGAGUGGGAGCUGAUGAUAAGGACCAAUUAAAUGGCUUAGGCUACAAGAGACUUAGACUGUGCAAGGAGCUUUCAGAUCUUGUAUCUCUCUGCAAGUCAGUCCAGUUUAGAGACUUUGAGCUCUCCAAGAGGGAGCAAAAGUACUGGGAGAUUUGCUCAUUCAAUGAGGUAGAUGCCAACAGGUUUGCCAAUGAGUUCCCAGAGGAGUUUGUCUAUUAUAACAAGCGUUUUCUGUCAAGGGUAUAUCCCACUCCCAUGAGAAUUGAUGCCAGCAACAUGAACCCCCAGGAUUUCUGGAAGUGUGGCUGCCAGAUUGUGGCCAUGAACUACCAGACACCAGGCCUGAUGAUGGACCUGAAUUUAGGCUGGUUCAGGCAGAACGGCAACUGCGGGUAUGUUUUGAGGCCAGCCAUCAUGAGAGAGGAGGUGUCCUACUUCAGUGCCAAUGCUCGAGACUCUCUUCCAGGGGUGUCUGCCCAGCUUCUGCACAUCAAGGUCAUCAGUGGGCAGAAUCUACCUAAACCUCGUGGCUCUGCUGCAAAGGGUGAUGUUGUGGAACCCUACAUAUAUGUGGAGAUCCACGGCAUCCCAGCUGACUGUGCCGAGCAAAGAACCAAGACCGUGUCCCAGAAUGGUGACAACCCUAUCUUUGAUGAGAGUUUUGAAUUCCAGAUCAAUCUACCAGAACUUGCCGUGCUGCGCUUUGUGGUGCUGGAUGAUGACUACAUUGGAGACGAGUUCAUUGGCCAGUACACCAUUCCAUUUGAGUGCUUACAGCCAGGUUAUAGACAUGUCCCCUUACAAUGCCUGACAGGGGAGUUUCUACCCAACACCACCCUGUUUGUCCAUGUAGCCAUCACCAACAGGCGAGGUGGAGGAAAGGCACAUAAGAGGGGUCUGUCUGUAAGGAAGGGUAGAAAAGCCCGGGAGUACACCACAACCAAGACCACAGGAAUCAAGGUGGUGGACGAGCUCUUUAGAGCAUCCACGCAGCCCCUCAGGGAGGCCACAGACCUCAGAGAAAAUGUACAGAAUGCCUUGGUGUCCUUCAAAGAGCUGUGUGGCCUGACCCCGGCAGCCAACAUGAAGCAGUGUAUCCUGACGGUGUCAACCUGGCUGAUGAACAGCGAGCGGUCGCUGAGGGUAACAGUGGACCUGAGCGAGACUUACCCCACCAUGGAAGCUCAGGGUCCUGUUCCUGAGCUGCUGCGCAAAGUGCUCAAUGCCUACGACAUGAUGAUCCAGACCACCAGAACACUGAUCGAGUCAGCUGAUGUCGUCUACUCCAAACUCACACAAGCACAAAGGGCAGGUCUAGACUUCCAUGAGGAUCUGCAUCGCAUUGGUGCAAAGGAGGGUCUGAAAGGCCGUAAACUUCAGAAGGCCAUGGAGAGCUACGCCUGGAACAUCACUGUCCUCAAGGGCCAGGCAGACCUGCUGAAACACGCUAAGAGUGAGGCUCUGGACACUCUGCGUCAGAUCCACUGUGCAGCACAGUCUUGUGGCCUCAGUAAAAAUGGAGCAUCUCCCCAGCUCCAGCACCACCCUCACCACCAGCCACAGCAGGUCCAGACUCAGCAACAGCCUCAGCCCAAGGCCCACCCACAGCCCCUGCCACCACAGCAGCCCCAGCCUCAAACCCAGAUUGUACCUCAGGCUUAUCAUCAUCCCCUCCCCCAGCAACAUCCCCAGCUACCAGCUCUCCCCCUGCUUCAAACUGUUUCCAAACCACCAGCCUACAAUCAACCCCCACCCUUGCCCCAGCUGCAGUUUCAGUUCCAGAGCCAGCAGCAGCAGAGGGCAGAAGGACCCCUGGACACCAUCCCUGAGAAAGAGAUGGUCACUGAUGAUCAUGUGGCUUCCUGCUGACCCGCAGCCUGUGCCCACAGAGAAUCCUACCCAAAGAGAGACAGGGACAGUCAGAUAGGGACAGAGAAGAAGAGUGCAGAAGAAGCGCAAGAGUUUAGUUACAGAGGGCAGAUGGAGGAAGUGGCUGAGAGAGUUAAAGAGAUGAUGAUGGUGAGGAAGACUCGGCGUGUUAGAAGUGAGACACAGGUCUGAGAGGAGGUUGAAGUAGGAAAGACAGAGGGACCUUACACUUCAAUCACACAUUUCUAGACAGGUUUGAAAACUGGUAGGACUGACUACUGUACUCAGUUGAUUUCAGUCAGGAAGUUUUGGUCUCUCCUGUUUUCUCUCUUGUGAGAGGUCAAAACGGAAACCUCUGAUAGUGUGAUCAGUCAUUUAGACAUCCCUGUCUCUCUCUGGGCAGUGCUAGUUACAUGCACUCACUAUGUACUCUAGCUCUGUGGGUACAGGCUUUACCUCACAUUGGCAUUUUUUUUGCCACACAUUUGCCUUUUCAUUUCCAGAGACAUCUUUGAGCUUUUACUUUUUUUAAUAGCUCACACUCCUCCCCAUCCACCUUAGACAUAAAAAACUAAGAGCCAUCCCUCACUCAUUUCAAAAUAAGGACGCCAUUUUCAUCUCAAGUGCUCAAAGUACAGCAGCUUGACUAAGCUGAGCUCCGUAGAAGUCACAGAGGACCAUUUCAGCACAAACCAGGGAACUGUAGAACUACAAUAGAGAAACACAUUUCAAUUGUUGAUGUGUCAUGUCACACUGAUGCUCUUCUUGCAUCCUACCCAUCAGGCCUGGCUCAUAUCCAUACUUGUUCCUUAUUAUUUUAAGUUCUUUGGCAUUACUUUAAUACCCCACAGGGUCUCCUUGUCUCCUCCCCAGGGGCUGUGUGUGUGUGACGUGAGUUGUUGUGUUGGUCCCCAGGGUAGAGCUAGCCUGCGUCCGAAAGCGGCGGAGCUUACCAGCCAGUCACAUCUGGAAUAUUGACCCUGCCUGUUAGAGGUCAAAGGUCAAACAGGAACACAAAACUGCUGUCAAUAGAACACAAAAUAAAGUGAAUAUAGAUGUAAAAUGUAUGUAAAAUGUAACAAAAGAACAUAUAUUGCUAUAAUAAUUCUUGCAGACACGGACAUUAAUUAUUGAUAUUAUGAUUGUUGUUAGUUCUAUUGAUAUUCUGAUUCUUUUUUAACAUUACUUCCACCUAUACAGUGAUUUGAGACCUGAUGUUCUGUGGUGCAGAUCAGGGCAACCAGCGCAUGUGGGACUGGAACGAAGGUUUACGGGUUAGCACCACAACACCAGGGUCAAACAAUAACCUGACAUGUGUUUCACUGCAGAGUGAGUGUGGAUUCUGUAAGAGCUCCUUUAAGUGGCCCAUUAAAACUGGCUUCAUUGUUUA
This is a messenger RNA of Notolabrus celidotus (New Zealand spotty), 5517 nucleotides long. RefSeq names its product inactive phospholipase C-like protein 2. NCBI's taxonomy places the organism in Eukaryota, Metazoa, Chordata, Actinopteri, Labriformes, Labridae. The record is from RefSeq and is a predicted model, not a curated record. Gene Ontology annotation, molecular function: phosphatidylinositol-4,5-bisphosphate phospholipase C activity. Bases 516 to 4127 code for a protein of 1203 amino acids. The transcript is spliced from 6 exons. Gene Ontology annotation, biological process: lipid metabolic process; intracellular signal transduction.